UGUUUACACAAACAGUGCAUUGGAUUUGCGGUCAAAUCACUCACGAGUGGACACCUAUUGUCUCAUUGACUGGCAAACCAUUGAUUGUUACCACAGAUGACCACUCGAUCACUCGUACCAUACAUUCACUGACCACUCCAUCACACCUAUCGUCCGAUUGAUGGCAAACAUAUUGAUGUUCGUCUUGUAUUGAGCGCCAACUCAUCACUCAAUUGAUUGCAUCAGACAAUGGAUACCAUGGAUGACGAUUCGGUACGUCUGGUGGUGUUGGGCGAGGCGUCGAUGCUGUCGACGGCUAUACUGCGGGCCAACCAGAGGGGCACCGCU
Oppiella nova is the source of this 327-nucleotide messenger RNA. The record is from the annotation of a GenBank genome assembly. NCBI's taxonomy places the organism in Eukaryota, Metazoa, Arthropoda, Arachnida, Sarcoptiformes, Oppiidae.